AAACCACAAACACUUCGCCAUACAUAAUGGGUGUAACAGACAGAACAAAGCAUGUAAAUAAGAGAUAAACCAUAUAGAGAACUUCAUCUUUAAUUUCGGAACUGAAGCGUGCACUUUGCAACAUGAAAAUGCACCUGAAAUAAAGAUCAACAACAGACAACUGCAAGAGUUCAAGUUCAAGUUCGCAAUUUAAUGAUGAGUUUCACUCUCACUGAAAAUCAGUCAACCACACAAAACAUGAUCUCACGCACCACUUUUAGUUUUAUCUCAACCUAAAUAGAUUGAAGUUUUAAAUGGAAACGUAACUAAAUCUAGUUUAAUUAUGUGUGCAGCUUUUAGUUAGAAAAAUAUUUAGUCUGCAGUGCCAGUUUAGCUGACCCCAUGGGGUCUCAUUUUAAGUGAUAUUUUUAAUUAGUAUUUAGAAAUUUUGAAAUGAUUUUAAAGUGACAUGACCCUUACUCGAACUGCUUUGCACGUAAAAGUGGUCAUAAUAAUAUUAAUUUCCAUCCUGGUAAAAUUUUCUCUUCAAGAAAUGGUAUCUCAAGAAUCAAAAAUAAACUCUCGACGCCCAAUCAAGUUACUCAAAUCAGAACCCGAAUAUAUUCAGACAAAAUUUCCGAAAUCCAUCGUUCUUAAAAAGAGUCGGAAAUAUUAUAAAGAACCGAAAACCCCAGCUCCUCAAUCGUACGAAGUUGUGGAUCAUUUUCAUGAAACGCUACCCCCACAAGAAGAAGAUCACGGUGACCUUAUUGACCACGAACCCGCAUUCUUUGAGCCAGGCCCACCACGAAGUGUGUCACAGUUGGAGAAACGUGUAAAAAAGUUAAAAUUUGGCACGCCCAGAUUUCACUUUGAGGUAGAAGUUCCCACGAAGAAGGCGCACCCAGAGCCGCCACGUGCUCACGUCCACCCACACGCGGGAAGAAGGAGGAGGAAACCACCCCCCAGAUCUCGUCGACCGAGAAGAUGGAGAAAAAAGAGUCGAACAUUUACUAAGAUCGGAGCCACUCUUGACUUUGCUAACAGUGUACGAAAAAGAAUAAAGAAACGGGUAGGAAGAAUUAUUGCUGGCUCGGUUACCUUGAAAGCCAGGGUGUUAGCGAAACUUAUAAAUUUUGUGUUCUCAUUUUAAAUAUUUGUUCAUAGGGAGUUAAGAAAGAUGAAUAAAUUAUAGAUAUAAUUAA
Molecule: messenger RNA, 1184 nt
Organism: Folsomia candida
Lineage: Eukaryota; Metazoa; Arthropoda; Collembola; Entomobryomorpha; Isotomidae
Exons: 2
Coding region: 449-1132 (227 amino acids)
Source: RefSeq, a predicted model, not a curated record